Messenger RNA from Xenopus laevis (African clawed frog), 4427 nucleotides. It is a transcript of the gene ttc7b.L, whose product is annotated as tetratricopeptide repeat domain 7B L homeolog. Gene Ontology annotation, biological process: phosphatidylinositol phosphate biosynthetic process; protein localization to plasma membrane. The coding region runs from base 335 to 3070 and encodes 911 amino acids. NCBI's taxonomy places the organism in Eukaryota, Metazoa, Chordata, Amphibia, Anura, Pipidae. The record is from RefSeq and is a predicted model, not a curated record. Gene Ontology annotation, cellular component: plasma membrane; cytosol. The transcript is spliced from 22 exons.
ACAAGUCAGAGCCACCAGGGUCGCUCUAGAAUAAUAAUUGCAUCCAGUAGCAGUUUUGUUUACGAAUUACUUUAUAAGUAUUAUAAAUGUGUAAUGGAAAGUUGCUUAGACGUUUUAUUUUUCGGUUUACAUUAGUUUUAAUGUUUUGUUGAGAGGGUGGGAUACAAAAUAGCAAGUGGUGUGUGAGCUAUUUGGUUGUGUAGUUCCUUAUUCCACAGCCUGGCGCCGCACUCCUGUCACUCUGUCAGUGAGUCUCUGUCGGCCGGUAGCUUCUGCUACUUAGCCCGGGCCUUUGCUCGGGCCUCCCCGCCCACCAUCUCCAGUUAGUACCGCCAUGGCUACAAAGAAGGCCGGUUCCCGCCUUGAGACGGAGAUUGAACGCUGCCGCUCUGAAUGCCAAUGGGACCGGAUCCACGAACUCGUCAAGCAGCUCUCUGCCAAGCUCAUCUCUAAUGAUGAUAUGGCUGAGCUUCUUCUGGGAGAGGCCAAACUUGAACAGCAUCUUAAGGAUAACCCCAUCAAACAGGGAGCAAGUCCUCGAGGACCAUGGCUAAAGCUGACAGAUGUCCGCAAGCACCUUACAGCUGCAUUGGACAGAGGCAAUCUUAAGCAAGAUUUAAUGCAAGAAGCCAACCUGCUAAUGGCAAAGCUGAAUUAUGUUGAAGGUGACUACAGGGAAGCCUUAGAUAUUUAUGCCAGGGUAGGCCUGAAUGACCUGCAGCUUGUGGCCUCUCCUGCUUACAAGCUGAGGAUGAUUGCUGAAGCCUUCUCAACUAAAGGUCUUUGUUUGGAGAAACUGCCACGCUCUUCUUCCACUAAUAGUCUUCAUUUGGACCGUGACCAGGAAAUUAUCACUUGCUACGAGAAAUCUGGAGAUAUUGCACUGUUGUACCUUCAAGAGAUGGAAAGGGUACAAACAGCUAAUCUCCAGAACCGCAGUCCCAAGCCAGGGCCUGUGGCCCCAGACCAAGAACUGAGUUUCUUCUUGGAGACUGGCCUUCAGCGAGCACAUGUUCUCUACUUCAAGAAUGGGAACCUGACUCGUGGUGUGGGGAGAUUCCGAGAGCUUUUAAGGGCUGUGGAGACCCGAACUACACAAAACCUGAGAAUGACAAUAGCCAGGCAGCUAGCAGAGAUAUUGCUCCGUGGCAUGUGUGAACAGAGUUACUGGAACCCACUAGAAGAACCACCCAACCAGUCCCCCUUGGAUGACCCAUUCCGACAUGAACUUAACACGAAAAGAUAUCCGCUCAGUAGGAAACCUAAAGUUUACAUGGGAGAAAACAUUUUCUGCCCACAAGAAAACACAGAAGAGGCUCUCUUGCUCUUGCUCAUCAGUGAGUCCAUGGCUAACAGGGAUGCAGUGUUAAGUAGGAUCCCAGAGCACAAGAAUGAUCGGAUUAUUAGUCUUCAAAGUGCUUCUGUAGUGUAUGAUCUCCUUACAAUUGCCCUGGGGAGAAGAGGACAGUUUGAAAUGCUUUCUGAGUGUUUAGAACGUGCCAUGAAAUUUGCAUUUGAGGAAUUUCAUCUUUGGUAUCAGUUUGCCCUCUCUUUAAUGGCUGCAGGAAAGUCUGCCCGAGCUGUGAAGGUUUUAAGAGAAUGUAUACGCUUGAAACCAGAGGAUGCCACCAUCCCUCUCCUAGCUGCCAAGCUCUGUAUGGGAUCCUUGCAUUGGAUGGAGGAAGCUGAAAGAUUUGCUAAGAUGGUUGUUGACUGUGGUGAGAAGAGCCCAGAAUUUAAGGCCAAAGGAUACCUGGCCUUGGGACUCACAUACAGCCUGCAGGCCUCUGAUGCCUCACUGCGGGGUGUGCAGGAGGACCUGCAGCGGAAAGCCCUACUUGCAUUCCACAAGGCACACAGCUUGUCUCCUACUGACCACUUGGCAGCUUUCUAUUUGGCACUACAGCUAGCAAUAUCCAGACAGAUCCCAGAAGCUUUGGGAUAUGUCCGUCAGGCUCUCCAGCUCCAAGGAGAUGACUCCAACUCUUUGCACCUGCUAGCACUCUUGCUUUCAGCCCAAAAACACUAUCAUGAUGCUCUGAACAUUAUUGACAUGGCACUCAGCGAAUAUCCAGAGAACUUUAUAUUAUUAUUUUCCAAAGUAAAAUUGGAGUCUUUAUGUCGGGGUCCUGAUGAAGCCCUCCUGACCUGCAAACACAUGCUCCAAAUAUGGAAGUCUUGUUACAACCUCACAAACCCCAGCGAUUCCGGCCGAGGGAGCAGUCUGUUAGACAGAGCCAUUGCUGACAGAAGACAGCUCAAUACAAUUACCUUACCUGAUUUCAGUGAUCCAGAAACAGAUUCAGAUUCCGAUUCCCUUUCAAGACCCGAAUCUCCUCUCCAUUUAUUUGUCUCCUCUCAUCUUCCUCACUGUCCUCCCAAACCUGAUCAUAUAAUAAAGGCUCCAGCCAGCUCCGAGACCCCUUCUGGGCAACCUGAGCCUCCACUCUGCUGUUCUUCAGAGGCUCCUCACAUUCAUGGCUUUUACUCAGUGUUUGCUGUGUGUUCAGUCCAUGCAACAUCAAUAGCUGCUUCCCGUGUGGAGCAGGCACUGUCUGAAGUUGCCUCAUCACUGCAAAGCAGUGCCCCAAAGCAGGGUCCACUUCACCCGUGGAUGACAUUGGCACAGAUAUGGCUUCAUGCAGCUGAAGUAUACAUCGGAAUAGGAAAACCUGCAGAGGCCACAGCUUGUGUCCAGGAAGCAGCUAAUCUUUUCCCCAUGUCCCACAAUGUACUCUAUAUGAGAGGUCAAGUGGCCGAGUUACGAGGAAAUAUUGAUGAAGCCAAACGUUGGUAUGAAGAAGCAUUAUCGAUUAGUCCUACUCAUGUAAAGAGCAUGCAGAGAUUGAGUCUGAUUCUUCACCACUUGGGACGGUACAGCUUGGCGGAGAAGAUCUUACGAGAUGCUGUGCAGGUGAACUCAACAGCCCAUGAGGUGUGGAACAGUCUGGGGGAGGUGCUGCAGGCUCAGGGCAAUGAUGAUGCGGCUACUGAGUGCUUCCUGACUGCUCUGGAACUGGAGGCCAGCAGCCCAGUGAUACCCUUCACCAUCAUACCCAGAGUUCUGUAAGAGUUUAGCAGGGCAUUUAAACCCAGUUGUGGCUAAUGGUGCAUGUUUAGCAAUGGGACAGCACAGCCCAAACACUUAGCAGUUUAUCCACAGUCAGGUGAGAUUCAGUGUGCAUUUGAUUCCCUCAUUCCUAAUGUUAGGUGUUCAGCUAAUAAGAACAAAGUAGCUAUACAAUAUAGUGGUUCCACUUACUAUGUAGUCCCACAGGAGCAUGCACUUCAUUACAAAGUGCACAUCAAUCACGUGCAGGAGAGAAAUAAAUGCAGCUCCUAACUUUUGUGUUUUGCACUUUGGGUGACAACAACUUCUGAACUCCUGUCACUGUUACAAUGUGAUCCAAACUGUACAGUGUGUCUGGCAACUCUGCAUUCAGCUAGCUCCUGCAUGCUUAUAGCACAUAUGGUUUUAGAUGAAGAGCAAUAGCAUAGAAUGACAUGACUAAUGGUUAAUUAGCUAGGAGAACUGCUUUUAGGGCAGAUACAUUAAUACUGUUGAUUUUAAGUAGUAUGGGGUAGCGCUCCAAUUGGACUUGGGACUGAAGGAGGAGGCCUAAUAAAGUGCCAAUGUCAUGUUAGAAUGGAGUUUGUUACAAGCUGUCUACAUGGAGAUGGAGGAGAGAGCUCUAAGGCCUUUCACACCUCCUAAUACAGAUGUGCUGUUCAUUGUAAUUGUCUUGUAGCCAUAUCCUCGCUAGUGCCAAAAUAAGGCAACAACUGAAAUAAUACACAGUGUCAUUGUCCAUCAUUUGGCCAUGUCUUUUAUAGAAUAUAAGCAGAUAUGCAAAUCCAAUAUCCUGAAAUGAGUCUGAGAUUCCUGUUUCAAUGGACUACAUAAGCUGAACUGUAACUGCAGAUCAAUAGCAGCCAGUCAAGGUGUGGGAGAUCUUUCCAGUUUCUACCUUGUGGCUGCUGCUCAUCAUCCUGUUACAGCUUGCCCUAUGCACAUGGCUGUGGACAUAGCAUAUUUAUUAUUCUAUUUGAUUUAGUCACUGUAUGUCAUUGGCAGUCUGUAUAAUAACACAUAGCUGACAUCCCCAGAUGCAAGGCCUAGAUAUGCUGUUACUUCUGGCCCACAAAUGUGAAUAUGCUGUAUUUUUCUAUCACUGCUGAACGUCAUGGUCCUGUCCGUAGCUGUCCAGUGGCAAAUUGUUGGCAGGAAGAGACAUUUAUAUUUUGAGAACUGUAUGCCUGUUACAAGACCGUAAGGAAAUAUUUGUUGUAUUUACGUUUUUUUUAAUGUGAAUUCAGAGUUUAUUUAUCAAGACAAUAUGUACAAAUGGAUUGAUGUUCUGACAUCUCUUGUGAUUAAAUGAAUCUAAUGUACCUAUGCUGAUGUCAAUAAAAAGUUUUCUAAGUGA